AUGAGGGUGCAUCCCCUGCGUUUGAACCCAGAGAGUUUAAACUAUUUGGACUUACCGUCUGCCAUGAAUUUAACAAAACGCUUACUUCCGUUGGCUAAAUACAGUUAUGUAAUCACCGAGCUUCUUCAGAGCGACCUGCACAAGAUCAUCGUCUCGCCGCAACACCUCUCAGCCGACCACAUCAAAGUAUUCCUCUACCAAAUACUCAGAGUGAAACAGGCCAUAAUGGGUAUGCUAAUGUCGUCGCUCAGUUGGACACCAAUAAUGAGUCUUUAUCACAUACAGCAGGUGCCCUUUGUAAUGUUCAUGAGCAGAGUAUAA
Molecule: messenger RNA, 321 nt
Organism: Pieris macdunnoughi
Lineage: Eukaryota; Metazoa; Arthropoda; Insecta; Lepidoptera; Pieridae
Source: the annotation of a GenBank genome assembly